Rotaria sp. Silwood2 is the source of this 1327-nucleotide messenger RNA. The record is from the annotation of a GenBank genome assembly. Lineage: Eukaryota; Metazoa; Rotifera; Eurotatoria; Philodinida; Philodinidae.
AUGUUCAUUUCAGUUGCUGUACUAAUAUUAUUUCGAUGCCCUAAUCAAUUGUAUAAUAUUUGGAAUGGACCAUUCUCAAUGAAUCUAGAACAAUUUCGAAAUCAUUUGGAAACUAAUUACAAUUUCCUUGGUUUUAAAGCUUUCGCUUCAUGGCAUUCAUUUCUCUUUCAACCAGAGUAUCUUCAAGUUGAACUAGGCAUAGAUGCUAUUGAUUCAAAUUCGAAGCAUUCAUUUUCAGUUUUUUCUGAUCAUGAUUCACAACGAUUUCCAAUAUACAGAUUUGAACGAGUCGUACAAUCCAGCAUUGAUACAUCGAAGAUGACAUUAUAUAUUAAAUUUGCUACAAAUGGUCAACCAUACUCUCAACUGCAGUAUCCAUAUCGAUUUGAAUCGUUUCAGAUAAAAACACUACGCUGUAUUGUCAAAUGUGUUGGUAUUCCAGUAAAAGAAUUUUUAAAUUGGCCUGAAAAAAUAAUAUACGUUGAAAACAUCGAAAAGAUUUAUAAACAAAACGUCAGUUUAUUCAAUGAAAAAGUCAUUAAAAAAUGUGGCAUUUUAUUAGGAUAUUUGUAUGUGCCUUCGAAUGAAGUCACUUAUAAAGUUGAUGGACACAGUUAUUAUGGGUUAACAGAAAAUGUUCGAGCAUUCGAUGCUUCAUCAUCUUACAUUUCCUAUUUUCCACAUUGUUUGCUUGGUUUCGUAAUACUCAUUUUCCUUGGCAAUCUUUUACAUCGUUCUGGGAAUGUUAUCCAUUUUCUACGUCUACCAUCAGAAUUCUCUCAUGUUGGUAUUGAAGAACAGCUAAUGAAACUAGAUGGUAUUUCUUUAAAAGAUUUGGAUAAUCUUUUGUUAGAAACAACUGCUGAAAAUAACCAUUAUAAUAGUAUGUUUAUAGUAAAUGAGAAAUAUCUCAUUAUGUUCAUGGUAGAUACUAAUGAAAAUUCUUCUGAUAUUCUGCGCAGCUUUUAUUCACUAACUCCAUUUCUUAUUAUUAAUAUUCAUAGUAUUAUUUCGGUGAGGUCACGGUUUAUUGUGACGAGAUCUAAUAGUUGCAAUAAGUAUACCUAUUUUUCUGAAUAUACAAGAGAACAUUCUUUUGAUCAAGCGAAAUGGUUACACGAAAGAUUAAUACUUCUGAGUACUGAUUAUCAACAGAGGUAUGUUGAACUGUUGUUUUUGUGAAUGUUGAUAAUGAAUAGAAGUCAAAUGAUUGUAAACUAUUUCAGGUAUCAACAGGAAGCAUUGCGUAACGCUGAAGACGACCGAAAGCAUCAUCUUGAACAGUUAAUUAGAGAAGAAACAGAAUAUCAGAGACGUGAAUAUGACA